AUGUCGCUGGACUGCUCGAAAAUCCCGGAUACUACCAACACGGAUGCUGGAGUUGCGGGUGCAGGCACCCUCUUAUCCUUCAUAAUCACAAACAUCCUCUCUAUCCUCCUCUCCGCCACCAUCAUCCUGCUCGGCCUCCGAAAAUCCACAUCGGCACCGAUAUCGCGCAAGCUGCUGCAAUCCUUCUCAGACCAGCAGAUCCUCACCGGCAUCGGCAUACAAUCCGUCGGGCUGGCCAAAAUGAACACAAUGGUGCCUUACCACUUCUUCAUCAUCUGGCUCUUGUCGUUACUCUCCACCGCGACAAACCUUGCCACGCUGCUCGCCCUCGUCAACGACUUCAAGCGCGAUUGGGUGCUCCGCUGGAUACGACAGUUUCUCAUGUUCGUCAACAUGUCGCUUGGGAUCCUCUCUGGUAUCUUCAUCUUGCAGACCGUCAUGAAGAAUAUGUCGCCCAGACUCCCUAUCGCGUGUGUCUGGCAUGUGGAGAGCAAGGGGUCGUCUGACAACGCUGCACUGAGUAUCGCGGGCACCAUUGCUGUUAUCGCCGGCCAGGUUAUUACGUUUGGAUUCGCAACUUGGUAUCUACACAAUCGGUCUAACCCGCGCUGGCUCAAGACCGUGCAAGUCAUUGGACUCUUUGCGUGUCUUGCAAUGGGUAUCGGCGCAACGACACGGGUAGUCCUUGAGUCACAGGCGUUUGGCUCGCCUCCAGAGGCUAUUCAUCUUGUUGGGCCCAGCGAGGGCAACUGGAGUUUUGGGCAGUUGCUUCCGUUGCUGCUACUUGUGCUGCCAAUUAUUAGUACUGUGGAGAUUGCGAGAGGAGAGGAACUCAAGCCGAAGAGUAAGGUGGAUGAUGAUACCACGCCGCUUUUUGCGAAUGGCUCCGAUAUGGAGUUCCAGCCCAACCCGCUGGUGGGCUCAGGGAAUACAUUGUUUAGGAAGUAA
Molecule: messenger RNA, 948 nt
Organism: Bipolaris zeicola 26-R-13
Lineage: Eukaryota; Fungi; Ascomycota; Dothideomycetes; Pleosporales; Pleosporaceae
Exons: 2
Coding region: 1-948 (315 amino acids)
Source: RefSeq, a predicted model, not a curated record